Thalassophryne amazonica is the source of this 3407-nucleotide messenger RNA. RefSeq names its product thyroglobulin-like. The transcript has 35 exons. Gene Ontology annotation, biological process: cell-matrix adhesion. The coding region runs from base 166 to 3342 and encodes 1058 amino acids. The record is from RefSeq and is a predicted model, not a curated record. NCBI's taxonomy places the organism in Eukaryota, Metazoa, Chordata, Actinopteri, Batrachoidiformes, Batrachoididae. Gene Ontology annotation, cellular component: basement membrane.
UUGAAAACAAAAAUUACUUCCCACUGUCUAUCCUCACACACAGUUUCCUAACAUGUUUACUCCCACGUUACAGUUGGGUAUAUAAGUGCAGCUUCAGCUUCGGUCACUACUCAGCAGCGUGAACUUCCACCUCAGAAGACACUGGCAGAUCUGCACAGCAGGACCAUGUUGUCCAGAAUCCUUGUCAUGUGCUUAGCACUCACUCUGACAAAUGGAGUGCCAACGGUCAUUGUGGAUGCAACAGAUGAAGGUAACGCCAGACUGUCUUUGAUCAUCCUGGAGCUGAUCAGUGGGGUCAUUGUGGAUGCAACAGAUGAAGCUCCAAAAAAAUGUUCAGAACUGGCAAAACGUCCUCCUAAACCGGGAGCAUACAUACCCCAGUGUGAUCAAGAUGGAAAUUACUUACCUAAACAGUGCUGGGCUUCUACUGGAUAUUGCUGGUGUGUAGACAGUACGGGGAAAGAGAUCAGUGGAACCAGGAAGGGACCUGGUCAAGGGAAUGUUUACUGUGAGGAAGCUCCAAAAAAAUGUUCAGAACUGGCAAAACAUCCUCCUAUACCGGGAGCAUACAUACCCCAGUGUGAUCAAGAUGGAAAUUACUUACCUAAACAGUGCUGGGCUUCUACUGGAUAUUGCUGGUGUGUAGACAGUACGGGGAAAGAGAUCAGUGGAACCAGGAAGGGACCUGGUCAAGGGAAUGUUUACUGUGAGGAAGCUCCAAAAAAAUGUUCAGAACUGGCAAAACAUCCUCCUAUACCGGGAGCAUACAUACCCCAGUGUGAUCAAGAUGGAAAUUACUUACCUAAACAGUGCUGGGCUUCUACUGGAUAUUGCUGGUGUGUAGACAGUACGGGGAAAGAGAUCAGUGGAACCAGGAAGGGACCUGGUCAAGGGAAUGUUUACUGUGAGGAAGCUCCAAACAAAUGUUCAGAACUGGCAAAACAUCCUCCUAUACCGGGAGCAUACAUACCCCAGUGUGAUCAAGAUGGAAAUUACUUACCUAAACAGUGCUGGGCUUCUACUGGAUAUUGCUGGUGUGUAGACAGUACGGGGAAAGAGAUCAGUGGAACCAGGAAGGGACCUGGUCAAGGGAAUGUUUACUGUGAGGAAGCUCCAAAAAAAUGUUCAGAACUGGCAAAACGUCCUCCUAUACCGGGAGCAUACAUACCCCAGUGUGAUCAAGAUGGAACUUACUUACCUAAACAGUGCUGGGCUUCUACUGGAUAUUGCUGGUGUGUAGACAGUACGGGGAAAGAGAUCAGUGGAACCAGGAAGGGACCUGGUCAAGGGAAUGUUCACUGUGAGAAAGCUCCAAAAAAAUGUUCAGAAAUGGUAAAUCGUCCUCCUAUACCGGGAGCAUACAUACCCCAGUGUGAUCAAGAUGGAAAUUACUUACCUAAACAGUGCUGGGCUUCUACUGGAUAUUGCUGGUGUGUAGACAGUACGGGGAAAGAGAUCAAUGGAACCAGGAAGGGACCUGGUCAAGGGAAUGUUCACUGUGAGGAAGCUCCAAAAAAAUGUUCAGAACUGGCAAAACAUCCUCCUAUACCGGGAGCAUACAUACCCCAGUGUGAUCAAGAUGGAAAUUACUUACCUAAACAGUGCUGGGCUUCUACUGGAUAUUGCUGGUGUGUAGACAGUACGGGGAAAGAGAUCAAUGGAACCAGCAAGGGACCUGGUCAAGGGAAUGUUCACUGUGAGGAAGCUCCAAAAAAAUGUUCAGAACUGGCAAAACGUCCUCCUAAACCGGGAGCAUACAUACCCCAGUGUGAUCAAGAUGGAAAUUACUUACCUAAACAGUGCUGGGCUUCUACUGGAUAUUGCUGGUGUGUAGACAGUACGGGGAAAGAGAUCAGUGGAACCAGGAAGGGACCUGGUCAAGGGAAUGUUCACUGUGAGGAAGCUCCAAAAAAAUGUUCAGAACUGGCAAAACGUCCUCCUAUACUGGGAGCAUACAUACCCCAGUGUGAUCAAGAUGGAACUUACUUACCUAAACAGUGCUGGGCUUCUACUGGAUAUUGCUGGUGUGUAGACAGUACGGGGAAAGAGAUCAGUGGAACCAGGAAGGGACCUGGUCAAGGGAAUGUUCACUGUGAGAAAGCUCCAAAAAAAUGUUCAGAAAUGGUAAAUCGUCCUCCUAAACCGGGAGCAUACAUACCCCAGUGUGAUCAAGAUGGAAAUUACUUACCUAAACAGUGCUGGGCUUCUACUGGAUAUUGCUGGUGUGUAGACAGUACGGGGAAAGAGAUCAAUGGAACCAGCAAGGGACCUGGUCAAGGGAAUGUUGACUGUGAGGAAGCCCCAAAAAAAUGUUCAGAACUGGCAAAACAUCCUCCUAAACCGGGAGCAUACAUACCCCAGUGUGAUCAAGAUGGAAAUUACUUACCUAAACAGUGCUGGGCUUCUACUGGAUAUUGCUGGUGUGUAGACAGUACGGGGAAAGAGAUCAGUGGAACCAGGAAGGGACCUGGUCAAGGGAAUGUUCACUGUGAGAAAGCUCCAAAAAAAUGUUCAGAACUGGCAAAACGUCCUCCUAAACCGGGAGCAUACAUACCCCAGUGUGAUCAAGAUGGAAAUUACUUACCUAAACAGUGCUGGGCUUCUACUGGAUAUUGCUGGUGUGUAGACAGUACGGGGAAAGAGAUCAAUGGAACCAGGAAGGGACCUGGUCAAGGGAAUGUUUACUGUGAGGAAGCCCCAAAAAAAUGUUCAGAACUGGCAAAACAUCCUCCUAUACCGGGAGCAUACAUACCCCAGUGUGAUCAAGAUGGAAAUUACUUACCUAAACAGUGCUGGGCUUCUACUGGAUAUUGCUGGUGUGUAGACAGUACGGGGAAAGAGAUCAGUGGAACCAGGAAGGGACCUGGUCAAGGGAAUGUUCACUGUGAGAAAGCUCCAAAAAAAUGUUCUGAACUGGCAAAACGUCCUCCUAAACCGGGAGCAUACAUACCCCAGUGUGACCAAGAUGGAAAUUACUUACCUAAACAGUGCUGGGCUUCUACUGGAUAUUGCUGGUGUGUAGACAGUACGGGGAAAGAGAUCAAUGGAACCAGGAAGGGACCUGGUCAAGGGAAUGUUCACUGUGAGGAAGCUCCAAAAAAAUGUUCAGAACUGGCAAAACGUCCUCCUAUACCGGGAGCAUACAUACCCCAGUGUGAUCAAGAUGGAAAUUACUUACCCAAACAGUGCUGGGCUUCUACUGGAUAUUGCUGGUGUGUAGACAGUACGGGGAAAGAGAUCAAUGGAACCAGGAAGGGACCUGGUCAAGGGAAUGUUCACUGUGAGAAAGGUCCAGUUGACACUGAUGUGCCUCCAGCUUGUCUUCUGGACUCCUCCUUCUAACAUUAGUGGAUGAAUUUGUUUCAAAGAAGGUUCUACUCUGCCCCAAAUAUCUGAAUCUCUUAAAA